AUAACAUCAAAUCCUACUGCCUUAAUUGCCCUACAACAGCUGGCCUCCAUAUCAUCGGCUCAGUGUAUGGAACGUUUAGUGCCCAGUUUACCCAAAGAUCUAUUGGCCCAAAAUGAAACAUUAUUGUAUGGUGGUCGCAAGAAAUUACCACGUCAAAGUACAAAACGUAUGUCGCAAUAUGAGACAAAUCGUUGUCCGCUCUGUUCGCGGGUCUAUCGUUCACAGGCAUUUCUAAACGAGCAUAUGCGCAAGGAACAUUCAAUAUUGAUAUAAAUCUUUUGAAACAAAAUGGAAUUGAAUGCAAAGAUACACAGUUUAUCAUCAUCCCGAUGUUUCGUUACAUAUGACUCCAUAUCAACAACGUUAUCCCUGUAAUAUUUGUGGUAAAAGUUAUUUACGUAAAGCUCAUCUAAAACGUCACGUUACGAAUGAAUGCAUUGGUGUGCCACCGAAAUUUGCUUGUGAAUAUUGUUCAUCACGUUAUAAACGUAAGGAGGAUCUUAAGCGACAUAUGUUAAUGGUUCAUAAAAUUGAUUUGCGUAGGACUCUACAGUCCAAGAAUAAUUAUACUUUAGAUGAUAUGCCAUUAUCGAUCAGUUAUUAUGGUAAUACAAAUGCUGCAGCACAACCGCCUCAUCUUCAAACAUCUAAUCAUCCACCUCCUCCUAUUCCACAAUCGCAUCAUCAUCAUCGUCGUCACACUUCUUCGGAACCACACUUUGAUGAUCAGGCAUAUUUUCUGGAUUUCUAAUCGUAUAGUUAGCAGUCUAAUGUAUUACUUAUAAAGAGUACAACAGGUUAAAGUACAAAUUUUUGCAAGUAUAGAGCACAUUCAAAAUCGGUAUUGUUUUCUGAAAUAUUUUUUUUUUUUUUUUCAAAAUUUUUGUAAAAGACGAAAAAAUAUGGAAUGAAUUUAUCCUUAUGUUUAGAGUAAGUAAAAUUUAAAUUAAUUCUAUUCUAUAUAAGUUAUUAUCUGAUAGUUUUAGAAGUAUUUAAAUAAAAUGUGAAAUUUUUAUAUUAAAAUAGAAAAAAUA
This is a messenger RNA of Lucilia sericata (common green bottle fly), 1034 nucleotides long. Its product is annotated as early growth response protein 1-like. The record is from RefSeq and is a predicted model, not a curated record. The transcript has 2 exons. The coding region runs from base 299 to 751 and encodes 150 amino acids. Lineage: Eukaryota; Metazoa; Arthropoda; Insecta; Diptera; Calliphoridae.